AUGAUGCUUCCUUUUUCCAAAUACAUUCUACUACAAACCCACUUUCUCAUAAAUGUUUCACCUUUGUCAACCAUUCUUCGAGCGCAUGUAUGCUUCCACCAAUUGAAUCCUUUUCCGCAAAAGUUUUCAACUUCUAGUUCUGACAACUGCGAGAAAUUAUCGUGGGAAUGUUGCACACAAGAAAUUAUACUAGAAAAAUUUAAAUUUGCUUUGAGGAAUCAUCAAUCACAAGAAGCAUUGGAAACAUUUCAUGAUUUUAGAAGACUUUAUGGUUACCCUGAGGUUCAGUUAUUGAAUCAGGUUAUUUUUUAG
Messenger RNA from Lathyrus sativus (Indian pea), 312 nucleotides. NCBI's taxonomy places the organism in Eukaryota, Viridiplantae, Streptophyta, Magnoliopsida, Fabales, Fabaceae. The record is from the annotation of a GenBank genome assembly.